Messenger RNA from Liolophura sinensis, 13704 nucleotides. RefSeq lists its product as uncharacterized. Lineage: Eukaryota; Metazoa; Mollusca; Polyplacophora; Chitonida; Chitonidae. The transcript is spliced from 7 exons. Gene Ontology annotation, molecular function: protein kinase binding. The coding region runs from base 11 to 5650 and encodes 1879 amino acids. The record is from RefSeq and is a predicted model, not a curated record. Gene Ontology annotation, biological process: positive regulation of protein tyrosine kinase activity; neuromuscular junction development.
GACCAAAAACAUGGCAGCCGAGAUGAAUACGGUUGUCGAAGGUCCCCUCAAAUAUAGGGACGGCAAGAAGUGGAAGUCGAGAUAUUGCGUUAUAAAGAAGCCUUCCCCUGUGGCGGAUCGUCUAUCAGUGUCAUUGUACAAAGACCAGAAAGAUGUUUCUCACAAAGAUGGUCAGCCCAAAACCACGUUUUUUGUGGAGGAUUACUACGGUAUAGAAGCUGACUUGACUGUGGACAAGGAGAACUGUGUGAUGGCCCUGAUCUGUCAGAAAUCUGUCAGUAUAUUUGCCUUUGAUCACCGAGAAGGCAUGCUGCACUUUGAGAUCAGCAUUCGCUGCAGUUUGGGUCAAGAUCACCAGUACCCUGUGCAGCUGUUUAAGGUCCCCACCCACAGUAAGCUGCCCCUGGGGAUGGCUCAGUUACACAUCCAAGGGCAGAAGUUCUGUCUGACGGCACACAGUCCACCUAAACUUCUCAUGUCCUGGAAGAUCCCUGAGCUUCGUAGAUACGGUAUUGUGGAUGGAAGAUUUAUGUUUGAGGGCGGCUCCAUGUGUGGCAAAGGUUCCGGAGUUCAUGGCUUUGAAUCUUACCAAGUUGAAGAAAUUAACCGAAAUUUUCUGUCCUCUGGCAGAUUUCCUGCAAGGAAGCCUCUUAUGUGGCGGAGAAACAAGUCCCAGGAGCAACAGAGUGACGAUGGACACACGUCUGAUCCGCAGAAGCCUAACGCAGAACUGGACUUCAGGGCUUACGACAGAAUGUGGUCUAAGCGACACUCUGCAGGGGUGAUGGAUUACCGUCUGGCUGUGGGGAUGGUGGAGAAGAAAAGGCUGAUGAGCAUAGAGAAUGUGGACAGACUCACACGGAUAUAUGACAUUCCUCCUCAGCUAGUCCGCAAAGUAGACAGUGAUCCGAGUAUCCCUGAGGAUGGCAUGGGCGAGCUCAGUUCUGAGGAUAGACUGGCGGAUGUGUCCAACAAAAACUUUGCGGAUAAUAUCCCAUCCAAUCGAAACACAAGGGAUAAAAACAAGUCAGACCAAAACUCCAGUAGAAAUUCUGGCGAGGGAACACCUUCAAUUAGGAACUCAGGAGAUGGAACUAGAUCAAAUAGGAACUCAGGAGAUGGAACUCGAUCAAAUAGGAACUCAGGCAAUGGAACUCGAUCAAAUAGGAACUCAGGUGAUGGAAUUCGAUCAAACAGGAACUCAGGAGAUGGAACCCGAUCAAAUAGAAACUCUGGCGAUGGAACACGAUCAAAUAGGAACUCGGGCGAUGGAAGAAGGUCAAAACGUAAUUCUAUAGAAGGUUCAAGGUCGAAUCGGAACUCCAGUGACAGUAGUCAUUCUAGUAGAAGCUCUGGAGAUGGAUCGAGAUGUCGUCCAAGGAGAUAUUCAGGAGAAUCGGGUCAUUCGUAUUGGCAUUCAGACAUAGCUCACAGAACCUCACUGGCUUUAAGACGCUCGUUAGAUAAUAUACUUGCUGGAAACCAGAAUUGGAUAGAAGAUCUCGAUGGUGAGUUCAAGGAAAACUCUCUCAGUAGGAGCAAUUUAUACAAAAGUACCAGUGCUUUGUGUACCAGAUUGUCCGAGUCGGAUAGUGUGUUAAUAGAAGAUGAGGUAGUUCAGGCACGGUCUGGUAAUGUUCUGAUGGAGGUUGAGGACUUGCACACCAUGUCUGGUACAGAAGAGGAGGUGGUUCAGACAAAAUCUGUUGUAGAGAGUGAGGUGGUUCAGACAAAGAGUGAGACGGGUAGUGAAGUGGUUCAAACAAAGCCUGCUGUGAUCAACGAGGUAGUAGAAGCAAAGUCUGAUGUGAUCAAAGAAGACGUACAGAUGAAGUCUGAUAUGAAGAAAGACAAUGUGACCAAUGAAGCUACUCCUUACAAUGAUGGUACGAACAGUAACGUUUCAGAGACAAAGUCUGAUAAUAUGUUACAAGAAGAAAACGUGUUGCCUGUUCAAUGUGAUGAUUUUUUCACGGAGAAAAAAGAGAUGAAAACUGUAUCUGGUAGUUUGGCUGGUGUACAGACUGAGUCUUGUGGUAUACCUUUUAAAGGUGAAAGUGUGAUGAGUCAGAGUUCUAUAAAACAAGAUGAGACGGCAGUUGUCUGCUUGAAAGCCACUGCUGAGCAAGAGAGUCAGAAGAAUGUUGUGAUUAGGAAACAAGCUGAGAAAGGCCAAUUGCAGACAACUUAUUUUGAGCCCAGGGUAUCAGGGAUCAAAUGCGACCUAAAGGACAAUGCAAUAAAGACUGUUGUCAGUGAGGAUGGUUCACCUACUCCUUCGUCCACCCUGACUGAUGAGGGGUCAUCACCAGAGGAGUCUCUGGCUAUGGGUGAAGGCAGUCAUCGUGAACUGGAAGAGUUGACUCAGCAGGAGGAAAUUCUGCUGCAUGAGAUGGACCUGUUGGAUGAGAUGCUGCAGGUGUGUGUGGAUGACAAGGAUGAUGACUCGCUGCCAGCUGGAAGGAAGACACGCAUGUCUCAGGGAUUUACUGACGCCUUGUCCACCCUUACCAUAGACACGUGCUGGACAGAGGACGGGAGUGACUCCAGCUCGACAGAGACGAGCAACAGUGCAUGUGGGUAUACAGAAACCAUUGGGUCCAUGUUAAGCCCAAAUCUGACCUCCAAGGUCAGCAGAAUACCCUCCUGCUCUAAGCUGGUAGCUCCUUUACCCUAUGUCAACUUGGACAAGUAUGAUCUGGGUUUCAAGACCUCAGACCAUGUUGAUGUGUCCAAAGUACCACUGGUCCGCAGAGGGUUGAGUUAUGACAACUUGAUGUCUGCAUCUAACCCUUCAAGAGAGAGAUAUUCUUUCAGAACCAAGAGUUUAUCCUGCUCAGAUUCCUCUGGUAGUUGUGCAAGUCUUUCACCGGACGUGUUUAUGAGAAGACCUCCACCACCAUUGCCACCCAAAGAACUGAAAGAGGAGUCGCCACCACCCAAACUUCCGCCUAAAGGACCAAACUUACUGCGGCGUCAGAAGGGAAUGUCAGGCUUGUUCAGUGCUGUAGAGGAAGGGCAACCAAGACGAAAACUAUCUAAACCAGUAGUGGGCAGACCUGAGCCAGGUCCUCAGUACCAGACGCCACGCUCAGCCCCCACCAGAAUAAGCAAACCUGUCCCCCCACUUCCAGAGCCGGAAGAACCCUACAUGUUGAUGAGUGACUUCCUACCCAAAGCUGUCUCUCCUAGCAGAGCUGUGUUCACCUGCCCUCCAGUAGAGGAACUGGCAGAAGACGACCCAAAGUCAGCAUAUAUGGAUAUGUCUGCUGUUUUAGACAUUCCACCACCAGUUCUGCCAAAAUGCUCAAGUGGACCGGAAAUCCACCGUAUGACCAAGGUUCCCCCCAAAGUUAUCCGUUCUCAGAGCGUGAAGACCACUGUGGAAGACAGUAGGAAACCCCGGCUGUUCCACUCUCACAGUGCUGAACCAUACUCUGAAAACUACAUGGAGAUGUCAGCUCCAGGGUCAGCAGAUGGCUGUGAGAAGUGGCUGAGUACUGGGGAGGAAGUUGCCAAGGCGGCCAUGCCAUUUUCAGACCUGAUCACAGUACAGAGUUACAGGUCCAGCCAGAAAAUAGAACUGUCUGGAACUGGAGAGUCAGCCAAUAACAACAACCCAACCCUUAACAACAGUGGGACGGACAAACUGGAUUCCAGCAGUGCUUCUAAUAAGUCAUUAAGUUUUUUUUCCAGGUUUAUAAGGACAAAAAAUAAAGAUAAGAAAUCAUCCACAGGCAACUCAGAUAAUGCUGAUGGAUUGAAAUCAGAAUCCGGGAAAAACAAAAGUGAUGUGACUUUGGCCAAGGUUCCAAACCGCUCUGCUUCAAUCUGUUACCAAAAUCAAGCUAAUCUGUUAGCCCCUCCUGCUGGAGCAGAUCGCAAACGCUCUUCAAGUUUCCCCAAUGCUGCAGUGUUUCUGGAAAAUAUGCAAAGCGAAGAUAAAAAUGGUGCUGUAUGCUCUGGAAAGACAAAGGAUAAAAUGGACAAGAGAGGGUCACAAUCUGAAGACACUUUGUUGUCCUUGCUUGAAAAAGAAACCAGUGAUCAUGCGAAUGAUGCGUACAGUCCAUACUGGAGUAUGGUCCCACUGCAAAUAACUUGCACUUCUACCUGCAAUGAAAAUAAAACCAAGGAAAAAUCUGCCCUAGAUAAAACAAACGAAUGUCCUAAGAACACAGUAGAGUCGGUAGAAGAGGAGAACUCUUCAAUGCAAGUGAAAACACCAGCUAAUUCUGUGGAAACUGUGCAAGAAAGAGUGAUUGUUGCACCAAAACUUGAAGAAAUACCUGAUGCUUUGAUUCUGGACACUGAGCCAACUGUGAGAAUGUUGGGACUGUUAGAGACCACUACAAACGGCCUAGGGCCUGAGAUGGACUAUGAUAAACUAUCACAUCAAACGGAUGAUGAGAAACUUUUGGCCUUGGCGAAGGUUACUAAGCAAGAACCUCAAGGAAGCGAGGGUGAAAGUCAUGCAGAAGGAAAACUGUCAGCCAGUGAGGAGGCAGCAGCCAUUGCUGAGUAUGUGGCUGCACUUGCCCCCUUCAUCCCCCCUAAAACCAAGCUCCACUACCCCGGGGGCCUGUCUCCUGUCAUAGAGGUCCUGGCUACCAAUCCAGCAGAGUUGACCGCCACAUCUAUGGACACCAGUGUUUCCAAACUAGCCAAGGUUCACCCUAACCCCACAACUGAGCCAGAAAAGUCCAAAGUUCUGUCUGAUGCUGCCUCUAGGAAGCGCAAGGCUAGAGAAACCUUGAGAAUUAUGCCUCCGAUGGAAGAUGAGAACGGUAACAUCUGGAUACCCAGAGGACCCAUGAAAAGAUCAGAAGCAGUCAAUGGGCAUGGAGUGUCAGGGGAGGACGGGAUGAAUACUGCCAGCAGACGGAAUGACCCUCUCCACCAAGUCAAAGAACACUUGGAUGCGUUGUCACUCUCCACACAUGGUAGCACUGCUGGGAGUCCGGGAACGCGGGCCGAGGAUAAGCCCCUGAGGAGCAGUCCUGCCUCGACCACACUCAGACCCCGUUCCGGUAAAGAGUACCACCGCAUAGACCGCCGCCGCCUGGCUGACGACCACAGCCCCAGCUCCUGUCCCAUCACCCCCCAGUCCCCAUCUACGGCUUCCAUCUUUACCUUUGAUACUCCAAGUUCCCCGUCAAUCCGCAGUAUCCUGAGUCGUGAGAGCGAGUCUCCCGCCAGCUCCCCCUCCAUCAUGAGAAACCCAUACCCUUGUCACUCCUAUGUGAACCUGGGGAAGGGCUCCGACAACCGACCCAACCUGUAUGUGAACAUAGACAUGACACCCCCCAACUCCCCCUUCAGGAGAACUCACAUGCCUCUAGAGCAGAUUGACCCCCAGUUAAAUUAUGCAGAAAUUGAUUUGUCUCAGGCUGGUUCUGACAGAUCACGAAAAGCCAAAAAGGGGGUGCAGAAAGCAGCAACAAUCGAGUAUGCUAUGAUUGACAUGGUAGCCACGGCUGCAGUGUCCAAGACACGCAAGGAACAGGACAGUUUACGGUGUUCAGGGCGCAAGUUUUCCGCCCCAGCCUCUGUGAUUGUUAAAGAACGACGGACUCUAGGCAGUGGAUCAUUUAGGGAGAAGGACAGGGCAAGGAAACUAAGUACCAGCUCUGUAGACUCCAAUGGUUGACCCAAGUCUUAUACUUUAGCCAAUUCCCUUUCUUUCUUUUUUUUUCCUUUUCCUUUUCAAUUUUGAAAUUGCAGUAGGUAUUGGUUAGCUGUGUUGUUUUGACAGGGAGCUAGUUCUCCUGCCCUCCCCCACUGCCACCUCCCCUGCGUGCUGGGCAGCUUCCCUCAACCUGGCUACCUGUGGCUCACAGGUAAAUGUACUAGACCAGUUCUUUUGGAGGCAGCGCUGGGACCAGGCCAGUCCAUUUCACAUAAAGCAGGUAGUUUCUCGUGUCACAAAGGUGCUUUCCUGAUGCAGGAACAUGGUGAUCAAAGUGAUAACUAGUGACCUCUCCUCCCCCCAACUUAGGAGAGGCCAACCCAGGUUGUGUCAAAGCCAAAUCAGUCCACUUCAUUUGCCCAUGUCAACUGAGUGUCAUCGGUACAACUGAGCAGCUUUGGCUGCCAGGUAACGGUGUUGUUGUUGUUGUUGGGACGUAUGACUGACCAAGAUCACACAGACUUUGAGAAGGCCAGUGACCUCUCCUGUAUAUAGUGUAUUUUUAUCACAAUUUGUUACGUGUGCAGAAUGGAAGGAUAAAUGGUAAUUGAUUUGAAUGGUGGGUGAUAAAUUUUGUAUAGGCUGUGUGGAUAAGAAAAUAUGAUGUAAACCAUGAAAGAUAAAGUUCAGAUGAUCUCUAUGACAUAUUACACAGAUGAAUGAUGGAUCAAUGUGAAAGGAAUGAUCUCAUGUCUACAUGUUUUGUGCAAGAAGGAUCAGCAGGAAUUAGUACAGUUAUCAGAUUUUAUGUGUGAAACUGAACAGGACUGUCUUGUGCUAAGAUAGGUUGAAAUGCGUAUACAAUCAUCUGUGUCACCUCCAUGAGUUAUACAGCUGAACUUCUUUUCAUCAUUUAUGAUUCACUUUUGUUAGCUGUGAAGGUUCUCUUUUCCAAAUCAUCUCGCAUUUUUGUACUGAAAUUUCGCCAUCUCCUAAUGAUUUAAAGUGGACAAAAGUUUCAAAUAUCAAAUUAUUUUUAAAAUUUAACAAUGAAAGUGGGUCCUGGAUGUCUCAAAUAACAUAAAUGUAUGUAGGUAUCUGUACAAGAUUUUCUAGUGCUAUCUUGAUUAGAAAAUGGCCAUGCAAGUUUCCAGUGUAUAUGUAUGUAUACUUGUGAGGCCUCUGUUAUCUAAGUUACCGUACCACUUCACUGUUUUACACUUGUUUAUUUGUUUUGCUAGAUGGACUGGAUAUUUAGUUUUUGUCAGUCUCCAUUUUUUGUAACAUUUAUAAUGAAUGUUUUUUAUCUAAUAUGUUGAAUUCUGUAACCUUGGCAACACAUAUUCACAAAUGGUUAAAUCUGUUAACAGCAGUUUUCAUCAUAUUAGCCAGAGUUGCACAUGGAUAUCACAUGCAAGUCUUGUAAAAGUACAGCAUAUUGCUCUUAUAAUGAAUAACAACACUCAUUUUUAAUUUAUGAACUUCUGUGUGUACUAUAGAGCUAAUGCUCACAAUUGUUUUGCUUAGUUUGAUUUUAUUAUUAUUGAUAGCUCCAAUUACAUGGAGAAUAUUCUAGCGAUGUUGAUGUAUGUGGAGUGGAUAUUGAAUAACAAACCAGGGUACAUUUGGUCUCAAUAAUAAAUCCGCUGAGAGAUGUAAAAUCUGAGACAAUUCCUGGUAGAAUAGAAAUACUAGCCUGAUUAAAUGUGUACUUUAGGGUAGAUGAAAUGUCACUGGUAAACAGUGUGCUAGUUUAAUUCCCAGUUGGAUUUUUGAUACCCAAAUCUCUCCAGCAAUGCUGUGCAACAACACAUAGUGUAAUGCAGAACGAUUCCAGCAGAAAUGCUGACACUCUUAAUACUAUGGGGGACAGUUUUGACAGAGAUGCUACAGAUAUUGGUACAGAGGAGGAGAGCUUUGACUAAGGUGCUUAUUUACUGACUCAGGCUGGUGUUGAAACAUGGGAGAGCUUUAAAGAAACGGUGUAGAAAAAACAGAACUUUGAGAAUUUAGAUUAGUAGUAAUCUUAGUCAAAAUUAGUGUCGUUGCCAUAGUAACAUGCAUGUACACCCACUCGGAACAUAUUAGAGAGCCAAACAUAGCAAGGUUAGACAAGACUAGACAAAGCAUACACACACUUGUACAAGAGAGCAUCAAUUGCCUUUGUGAAUCCUGUACAUAAUCGGCAUCUUGCAUUGAUUUGGAGCACCAUGGUUUGUGCAGUUGGCCAUGGUAUUGGAGCUUUGCAGAUGACAUAUUGUGUGACGCUCAUUGAGGAUAUCUGUAACAGAUCUGACAUCACUGCAUUUGCAUGGGCGUACGUUAUUAUUGCCUGAAACGAACAGAUUAUCUCUGAACUGGGUUAAAAUAUUGAUUCAUAGCGUAAAUGUGUUAACGUUUGAUACACAUGCCAAAAGCAUGAAGCUUUGUGUACAACUGUCUACUAUAGCGGACACAGGAAUCUUACUCCGACUACAUAGUGCCUGGGUUGGGAUCAGUGAUGUUUUCCUGAAUCAUAAUGCAUUGGUUAUUUACCAUAUCUCUAAUUAGGUAUCUACAUAGUCGUUGCAGCUGCAGUGUAUGGCCUGGCUACAUCUGUCAGUAACCUGAGUAUCAACUGGUACACACUGUGCAUUUCUAACAUACAUGUUCUGGCAGAUCCAGCAUCCGUAAGCAUCACAGUAGGACUGUUGUCUCCUCAGCUUAGUUAUGCUGCUGUAAGUGAUGGGGAGCUACCAUAAAUCACCUGCAAUUUCAUGGACUAAUUGCUCGGCAGUACGAAGAGUAGUACAGAAGGUUAUUUGUUGGUGAACAAGCAUGUGAGGUUACAUGCAUGUGAUGUACUGUUAACCACAUAAGAUUUCAUGUGAUUUUUUUCACCAACUUAGCAAUUAUGGCAAGUUGAUUCAUUAGUUGGUGAAAAAUUCUAUGACGUUCAAGUUGAUUUACUGCAGAAGUUUGCGAGGUGUAUCACUGUGUACAUGUAAAGCCUGCAGAUGUCUCAAAGCCCAGCUCCCAUUGUGACUGGGUUAGAAACAACAUUCUAACAGCUUUUUUUUAAUCAUAGGCCAACUCUCGUUAUUACUCCUCCUGGAAACUACACUUGUAGUUUCUCUUUAUCUGUACUGGUACUGUCUGUUUUAGCAGUUCAUUUCCCCAUGGGGUUUUUAAUCUUCACGUUUUGUUUGUCUCAUGGCGUGUAGCUGUUCGAAGUGAAAUGACCCUAUGGCGGCCACCAUUUUUGCUGUAACUGGUUGCAAUAGAAAACCCUCUAACCUUCUGUUUCCCUAUGACUCCUCACACCUUGGUUUGCUCUCAGCAGGCUUAGCUUCUCAUGAUACCUACAGUGUGCCGUUUUCAUCCGAUGCCAACUUAUCAGCACUGAGUGUCCUACUUUGGCAACAUCAAGCUGCUGUGUCAGGCAUAUACAUUUUUAAUUACAUUUAACAUUUAAUUGUAUUUGUGUGUAAGCUGUCACUGUGUAGGGAUGAGGUUGUCAGGUGCGGCUUUUGUACACCUCACAAGCAGCAGCCCUAUGUGGCAGAUAGUAUUGAUGUUUUAUAAAGCUUAUAGUACUGCAUGUUGGCACUUUUAAAGAGCUGCACAGCCUUGCUUUAAGGGCCACUCUUCUCCUUGGUAGCUAAUUAUUGACCUUCAUUGACAGGUCAUCAUGACCUGGCUGUGCUGUAGAUUGUAGGUGGAUUGUUGAAAUCUGCAAUCCUCUCAUUAUAUCUUUGUGCAAGGCUGUAUACAGUCCCCGUACCUGUCAGUACUAAGCUGUAGAAAUCUGAUGAGAUGUACAUGUGUGCAUGUGAACAGGAGGAAGCUUUGUUAGUAACACUAAUAAUGUAGGCAUUAACAGAUGUCUGUAAGUAUGUACUGUCUUCCGUACAGUGAUGUGGAAGUGACCAGAACUAGCUAUCUGUAGGGUUAGGUACAUGUAAACAAUGUACUGUCAGUUGUUGAAGACGGAGGUUGAGCUGAAACUAUCUGUAGGGUUAGGUAAACACUGUGCUGUCAGCUGAAGACGAAGGUUGAGAUGAAGCUAUCUGUAAGGUUAGGUAAACACUGUACUGUCAUAUCAUGCUGGAGGUUGAGAUGAAGCUAUCUGUAGGUUUAGGUAAUCACUGUACUGUCAGAUGAGGAUGAAGGUCGGGAUGCAGCUGUUUGUAGGUUUAGGUAAACACUACUGUCAGAUGAGGAUGAGUGUUGGGAUGCAGCUAUCAACAGGGCUGUGUAAAUGUGUGGAACCUGAAGAUACAUGUAGGGAUAUCCAGUCUGGACUGAACAAACGGCGGAUCUGAAUUGAGCUGUAAGGAUAUUUGAAUUGAGCUGUAGGGGUUUGAAUUGAGCUGUGUACUACAGGAAGCAGUGGUUGUGUCACAGAAUUUGUACUGCUAUAUAGCCAACACGGUCUUGGACUGUUCUACCUUAUGGCUGAUCUAUGCCAGGAAGGUGUUAAUGUCUGUUGCCUUGUACCAGGUUUACGUGGGCAUCAUCGGUCUUUCACACCGGAUGACAGUGGUCAUUAAUGCUGCUCUUGUGCACAGUAUAAUGGCCGGCUACGAGCCAGUCUGCGUGGGUGGUUUGGACAGGCUGUUGUACAUGUGGGAGUGUUCUCUAAUCUAGCACACUGCUCCAAACUGCUUCACCAAGCUAGCCACUGUUGGGACACACACAGACCAGAAACAGGCAGGCUUGUUCCUAAAUUUCUUCACUAGCAUACAUGUUCAGCUGUCCCUUCAUGCAGACAUCCCUCUAUGGCUAGCUUGAUUUGAUACCCUGUUUGCACAGUCUUUGAGGACAGCUUAGAGAGAAUGGGGUAUGAAUGCCAGCAGAAAGCACACUGGUGCCAGAUUGCCAGAGUAGGCUGCAGGUUUCCUUGCAUGCUGCAGCUUAACAUACGAGAGAAUUCCAGGCCAUUAUAAUCAGUGUAUUGAUCUAACACUGAAAGAUCGAGCUUGCUUUUUUCUUUUUUUUUUUCCUUUUUAAUUCGCAGAUAUUGGUGUAAUCAGCCUUGUGUAAAUUACAAGUGCAUGGGCUGUUGUCCUAGACAUGCCCAAACACAAUAGUACCAAGACACUGGCUAGUCAGAAUUCUUGCAUACAGACUCUGCCUUCAUAGACAGCCAGAGAGUCCAUGGACAAUAUCAGUAAUCAUUUCUCUACACAUUUUAGUGUCCCAAGAUGUAUUUUGUACUUGAGUAAUGUGUUUCUAGAAUAUCCACAUUGAAAGGUGUCUGUGUUCUGCUCACCAAAACAUUCUACAUCUAUGCACAGCUCAGUUUUGUUUUUGUUUCGUAUUUUUCAUUUACUAACAUUUCGUUUUUUGUUCCACUUUUUUUUUUUUUUUUUUCCCUGGUGGUAUUACCAAGUGUACUGAAAACCUGUCCUGCACUUGUUUGAUAUUGCCUGAAGAUGUUAGUAUUUUAAAACAAAACGUUGAGUUGUGUUAGUUUAAACCUACCAAUUAGCAUUUGUCACUUGACGCUUUAAUAGCCUACAGUGUCUAUGACUGGCAAGCCGGGGCUAAAUGUGAGAAGGUUUUCUUGUUUAAUUUCACCUGAUAUAAUCAGACGCGUUCCACCCUUCCCAUCUCCUCCUGUACCUGCAGAGUUCUGUGUUCAGAACUGAAAGAUAGAAGAAGAAGAGUAGAUUAAUGAGCACGUCUCAAUUAUACCCUUUUAUAGCUAUUAUAUUAAUCAGGCCCCAGGAUCACGAAGCUGUCUCAGACAUACUCCUGCACUUCAUACAGUUAACAGGGCUAAUAUUGUGACUCAUUAUUAUAAGGAUUUUUAUUUUAAUACGAUGUGCUAGACCAAAAUUUAUUCAAAUCAACUUCAGGAAUAACGCCAGAAGUUAAGACUAAGUCCGACUUACGUCUAGUUAAGCUACCUUUGUUAUCCUGUGUCCUGAUUCUUAGCACGGCAGACUCGUGGCCUAAGUCCAGUAUAGACUGACAGUAAUGGCACACCUUCAUCAUUCCUCAUUAUUGUGAACAUUAACGAUUUAAACCACAGGUGUUGACACAGUUAACUUGGUUGGCCCUAGUACAUGGGGCAUUUUAUUGUGAUUGAGAAAAGAUAAAUUACCUCUUUGCUUUUUAUUGCACCGCUAUUGUAACUGCUUUUUCUUGUUACAUGUGCACUUUGAUCGAUGAAAAGAUGAGCAGUUCUCAGAUUGUAUGCUUGUUGGAAGUGGGUCAGACAGUACAGUACUGUAUUAACUCUGAGCAGUGAAGUGCUCUUCUCUACAGAUAAGCCCUUUUUUUUUUUUAAAUGUUGGGAAUAAGCCUUUAAUAGUGUUUGUACAAAAUAGCAGAUUUACAGACACCAGAGACCCAUAUCUUUACCACCCAAAUACAUCUGACACAUUUGUACAUGAUUAAGAUGAUUUAAAGAGGACAUUUACUGACGGAGAUUUCAUUAAAGGUCCUAUACUGUUUAAUAGUGAUGAUAUGUGUACAGUUGUGUGAAUGAGUUGAGCAGAUGUGAGAGAAGUGUUUGUGCAGGUAUCAGUACUAGAACAUGUGUGACAUAAUGUUUUGAUAUGGUGUGGUGUAUAUAUUUGUUUGGGUAUAUUGUUAAGGGUGUAGUAUUUAACACGUGUGAGUGUGACAAUGGGGGAAAGUGGUUUACUGUUUGUGCUGCAGGUCUGUAUAACAGCAAAGUUUUCACUAUUACACUGUACAGAUGUAUACAUAUAUUAAUCUCCAGAGCAGUAGUAACUCGCUCACUAUGCUCUGUGGCUAUGUACAGAAUGCAAGAAAAUGAAGGAUCAGCAAAAUUGGAGUUUUCUUUGUGGUAUCCUGCACGUAAAGAGAGGACUACCAUACAAACAUAAGUCAUGUCUUGUACAUUUACAAGCUGCAGCAUAUGAUAUUUUAUAUAUUCAGUUAGAACUGUCACCUGGAGCCAAACUACCUUGCUGGGCAAUACAGCAUUGUGGGAAUCUUGGUGGAUUAUCCCGAUAUUCAGUCCUACAGGCAUUAAGAGCCUAUAAUCUGAUGCAUUUGUAUAAUAUACAUGUACUCAAGCCGUGAGUUUAUAUCUGCCCAAAUCCAACUGUAUAUCAUUGUACUCAAUUCACAAAUACACACGUGAUCGCGAUGAACAAAUCCCAGUUGUGAACAAAGAGCGCUGUGAAUGACCCUUGCUGUCCACUCAUGAGUGUCGCAGGCUAAACAUUGCCUUCCUGAGAUAAAACUUCGAAAAAUUUAUAUUUUACCUUUUUGUACUAUAGGUGCUUUCAUAAGACGUGCGUGUACCAGUACAUGUACCAGUAAUUUGUAUAUUUAUACAGACUUUUCAUUGGAGACACGCUAAAAAAAAACAGUGCAAGUUGUGACAUUUGGAUGCUAUAAAUCCUGUGUGGCCAUUAUUAAAAAUCGUCACCAUAUUGUACACGUAAUGGUGGGGGCGGGAGGGGUUUUUCAUCAAAGGGUGAUACUGUAAAUUCUUACUUACCAAAGAUAAUAUGUUAUGCUUUCUCUUUAUUGUAAGACCAUGUUGAAUGUUAUACAGUAGUGUACAUGUAUGUGUACAGAUUGUGGAAUCCACAAUCUUGGAUAUGGAGACAGUCUCUCCAGUUUUUCUGUGUAUCUUAUAUUGAGAUGUUAACCUGUAUCCCCAAAUCACAACGUUAUACAUGUAUAUUACAUGGAUGUAUUUUUAUGUUGAAUACUUACCUAUGUGUUCGGCUGUGUCCGGUUUAUUGGUAUAUGGAGAACUGGCUGUCAGAUAGGUAUAUGGUUUGUUAUGUUGAUCUUGUUAUGGGUAUACUUGGUGUACAUGCCAUUAACAGCUACCUGUCUCUUUGUGUACAUUUUGGACAAUGGAAGUUUUGUUUGUAUGUAUUUUUUGUUCUGUUUUGCGUCCUGUUGUUCCACCAUUGUGAGACAAUCCUGGUAUAUACAUAUUUAUCUAGAUAUAGGUGACUCCUCAUCAGCACUGUUUUUUCCUCCAUUCUCAGUCUGUAUUGAUGUUUUGACAAGUUCUGGGUUGUCCAAUCAGACAACCUCAACCCAUGGCACUAAUCACCAAUGACCAUGCUUUAAGAAAAAAUAAACACCACAUA